Messenger RNA from Closterium sp. NIES-67, 1877 nucleotides. NCBI's taxonomy places the organism in Eukaryota, Viridiplantae, Streptophyta, Zygnematophyceae, Desmidiales, Closteriaceae. The record is from the annotation of a GenBank genome assembly.
CUGCUGAAUCUGCUGUCAAAUUCAGUCACUUCAUUUGAGUGCCGAUCACUCGCAGUGCCAGCUGUUCGGCUCUCUUCACUUGCCACUUCCCAGAUCCAGCUGCGGAUCCGGCCUUAGUUCCACGUGUCCACCUAUUUUACUAGGAAUUACGCUUUUCAGCUUUCUUACGUUACGCCUGCAAGGGGAAUUGCGCAGUCGUAGAUUUGGCAGGCGAGCAUGGAGGAGGACGAUCGGUCGAUCGCGGCGCCCGAGGGGAAGAACAAGGCGAUCGACUACGACAAGCUCGAGAGGGAUGUGGACCUCCAGCGGGAUGUCGCUCUCAAGGAGGGGAAGCUGACUGAAGCUCUCGAUGCGCUGCUAGGCUUGGAGAAACAGAUGCGACUGGCGGCGGAUGUGGUCGGCACGCGCACUGUGGCGGUGGCGAUUCUGAAGGUGUGCCACGAGGCUGCUGCGUGGAAGCUUCUCAACGAGCAGAUCGUGGCACUGUCCAAGCGCCGAGCGCAGCUGAAGCAGGUGGUGGCAGCGAUGGUGCAGGAGGCCAUGAAGUACGUGGAUGACGCACCUGAUGACGUCAUCAGGGAGGAGCUCAUCAAGACGCUCAGUGGGGUCACGGCAGGCAAGAUCUACGUGGAGAUUGAGAGGGCGCGCCUGGUGAAGCGGCUGGCGAGGAUGAAAGAGGCGGAGGGGAAGGUGAAGGAGGCGGCGGAGGCCAUGCAGGAGGUGGCGAGCACGGUGAAGCAGGCGGCGGAGGCCAUGCAGGAGGUGGCGGUGGAGACGUUUGGAGCCAUGGCCAAGACAGAGAAGAUUGACUUUAUCCUGGAGCAGGUGCGCCUGUGCCUGGACUCGGACGACUUCAUGCGAGCUCAAAUCUUGGCUAAGAAGAUCAGCCCGCGUGCGUUUGCCUCUGAGACCGUGGAGGCUGCCGAGAAGGCGGCGGCGGCGGCGGCGGCAGCAGCAGCAGGGGAGGUGAAAGAGGAGGGGAAGAAGAAGAAGAAGGGGCCGCGGGAGGAGGGCGAGAUCCAACCUGCUGCGCCCGAUGUGCCAACGCUGGUCGAGCUGAAACUGAAGUUCUACGAGCUCAUGAUCCGGUACUACACGCAUGCGGGCGACUACCUGGAGAUCUGCCGCUGCUACCAGAACAUCUACGACACGCCCGACGUCAAGGCGGACCAGGAGCGGUGGAUUCCGGUGCUCAAGCGCAUCUGCUGGUAUCUGGUGCUGGCCCCUCAUGGCAGCAUGCAGUCAUCCCUCCUCCACUCCACCUUCGCCGAUUCACAUCUCCUUGACCUCCCCAAGUUUCGCGCCCUGCUGAAGCUCUUCAUAACGAUGGAGGUGGUGGGGUGGCCGCAGCUGCAGGCGGACUACGGGGCAGAGAUGGAGGAGGAGAAGGCCACUGUGUUCCACAAGGAGUCGGCGCUGGAGGACCUCCGCCUGCGCGUCAUCCAGCACAACAUCCUGGUGGUGUCCAAGUACUAUGUGCGCAUCACCACGGCACGCCUUGCUCAGCUGCUCUCGCUCACUGCCGAGGAAGCGGAGAAGUUUUUAUCGGACAUGGUGGUGGAGAAGGUGCUGGUGGCCAAGAUUGACCGGCCAGCGGGGAUUGUAACGUUUGGCGAGAGGCAGGAGAGCGGAGUGCAGCUGUUGGAUAAAUGGGCGAGCGAUAUAUCGAAGCUGCUUGACCUGGUGGAGACGAGCUGCCACCACAUCCACAAGGAAGCCAUGGUUCACAAGGUGGUGCUCAAAACAUGAUGCGGGCUUGGAUCUGAUGAAUACGCAUUGGCUGUUUGAACAAGGACCUUCUAUACCAGAGUAAAUGUUUUGUACGGUAUUUGAAUAUGGGUAUGAAAAUGUAUUGGGAAAUUUGUCAUAACGUUGCG